GUGCAUCUCUGCCUGGAUCACAUUCAAGAAAAUGCUCACUUUUACUGAUGUGACAGAAUUUAUUCUCUUGGGACUAACUAGUCGCCCUGAAUUACAGCUGCUGUUCUUUGUGGUCUUCUUACUGGUCUACAUCGUCACCCUGGUUGGGGACGUUGGUGUGAUCAUACUCAUCCGGAUCAGUCCCCAGCUCAUCAGCCCCAUUUAUUUUUCCCUCAGUCACUUGUCUUUUGCAGAUGUGUGGUUCUCCUCUAAUGUCACUCCCAAAAUGUUGGAAAAUUUGAUAUCUGAGACCAAAACCAUUUCCUACCCUGGCUGUAUAGUGCAGUGUUUCUUCUUCAUUGCCUUCGUCCAUGUAGAAGUCUUCAUCCUCGCUGUGAUGGCCUUUGACAGGUACAUGGCAAUUGGCAACCCUCUGCUCUACGGCAGUAGAGUGUCAAGGAUUGUCUGUAUUCGACUGAUCUCUUUCCCUUAUGUAUAUGGCUUCUUUAUAAGUUUCAUCUCCACAUUGUGGACCCAAGUCUUGUACUUCUGUGGGAAUAUUGAGAUCAACCACUUCUACUGUGCAGACCCAGCCCUCAUCAAGAUGGCCUGCACAGGAACCUUCAUUAAAGAAUACACCAUGCUCACAUUGGCGGGUCUCAACUUCUCUUACUCUUUACUAGUCAUUAUUAUCUCCUACAUAUUUAUCCUUAUUGCCAUCCUAAGAAUGCGCUCAGCAGAAGGAAGAAAGAAAGCCUUCUCCACAUGUGGAUCUCAUUUGACAGCUGUCACCAUAUUUUAUGGAACUCUCUUCUUCAUGUACCUCAGAAGUCCAACUGAAGAGUCUGUGGAGCAGGGGAAAAUGGUAGCUGUGUUUUAUACCACGGUGAUUCCCAUGUUGAAUCCCAUGAUCUACAGCCUCAGGAACAAAGAUGUGAAGGAGACCAUGAGCAAAGCGGUCAGUAGGACAUACUUAAUGAAAUAA
This is a messenger RNA of Camelus dromedarius (Arabian camel), 964 nucleotides long. RefSeq names its product olfactory receptor 5M3. The transcript has a single exon. The record is from RefSeq and is a predicted model, not a curated record. Gene Ontology annotation, biological process: G protein-coupled receptor signaling pathway; sensory perception of smell. The coding region runs from base 32 to 964 and encodes 310 amino acids. Gene Ontology annotation, cellular component: membrane. NCBI's taxonomy places the organism in Eukaryota, Metazoa, Chordata, Mammalia, Artiodactyla, Camelidae. Gene Ontology annotation, molecular function: G protein-coupled receptor activity; odorant binding; olfactory receptor activity.